This is a messenger RNA of Pseudovirgaria hyperparasitica, 1304 nucleotides long. RefSeq lists its product as uncharacterized. The record is from RefSeq and is a predicted model, not a curated record. The transcript is spliced from 2 exons. Bases 259 to 1140 code for a protein of 293 amino acids. Lineage: Eukaryota; Fungi; Ascomycota; Dothideomycetes; Acrospermales; Acrospermaceae.
CUUCUGUUAGCCUUUUUCGCGUCAGAACUAUUGUUCCAUUUAUCUUGCCUCCUUAUUUUGCACAGUCGCGAAGCCCGAGGAUUUGGAGGGCUUGCGCCAUCUUGGUUAGAAGCAGUGCCGGAGGCAUAUAUAUGUAAGGAUCGUCGUCUGCUGUGAUGUGACGAUCGCCAGGCCACUAAUUGUUUCCAAUAAUACUCACUUUCGAGUCCUGUUCACUCUCUUCUACACACUCGUUUAAAACAGAAGAUUAGUUAUUGCAUGAUGUUCUUUUCAAUUCCUCUCAUUGCCGCUUUUGCUGCGACCACACUCGCUGCACCCACGCAGGAUCUUGAACAGCGUACCAUUUUCGGAUGCAACUGGUUUUCGACAUGGGCGGCCAAGUGCAGCACCAAGGGCAACCAGAAAUCCUCGUCCUACUCCAUGGCCCUCCCUUACUACACCACGACGGACCGCAGCCUCGUUGCAGGAGCGCCCUGUGGGAAUCUUUGCCGCCAGGACUGGCAGUGUAACAGCUAUGCUGUUGGUCAGGGUUCUUGCCGACUGUACAGACUCAGUUCCCCUCUUAUCUAUACGGCCAGCAACAGUGGAAGUCUUUCAUUCAGCGAUAAAUGUUGUGUCUUGAACGACCAGCCAGCACCUGUUCCUCAACCUUCUCCUUCCACCACUCCGUCGCCAUCGGCGGUCCCGAUUUCGACUGCGACACCUACACCAUCUGGUUUAGCUCCAUCCAGUUCUUCCUCUCUAUCAAACCCUAUUCUCACACCAUCCCCAACUCCAUCGCCAUCUGAAACCCCAGCACCGAUCGUAACUCCGUCGCCGUCCCCGUCUCCAUCGCCCAGCACAACAGACUCGCCCGUGGUCCCUAGUAGCUCGGCCUCGGACACGCCAGCGCCCCAACCUACUGCCCCAGCAACUUGUGGCACUACAGGCUAUGAUAAACAGACCCCUGCUGCCUUCUUGAACGAUACAUCUGGCAACUCUGGAACAGUCGACACGUGUCGUGCACUCUGCGCAAAGACGGCAACCUGCCAGAGUUUUGCUGUUGGGAACAACCAGUGUUUGUUGUAUGCUGCGCCUGUUGCAGGAAAUCUGAACCCUGCGAACAGCCCUUAUGCAUUUUACGAUUUGAAUGGUUGCUAGGUAGAUAUACUGUUCUAGAGAGCAUGCAAGGUAUUCUAUGGGUCCUGUACUCCAGAUGUUUCUUUUACAUGACGGACUGCUUCUUUCAUGUCUAAAUUUUAUUUUAUAGGUACAUUCAUACUGUUUGAGCGAUAUAAGAAUGUGACAGAUCUAUCCUUACGGCC